AGAACAUUGGGGUCCCAGUGUCACAGUCCCUUCUAUGAUGUAGUCCUUGUCCCUGGUUGCUCUCAUCCAGGAUCUCUGUCCUCAGCCAAUGACAUCAGCCUUGAUGCUCCCACUCUGGUCCAAGCCAAAGUCAAGAUGAUAGCAUAAAAAGCUCCUCCUUCUGGAGACCCCCCUCCCCCUGCACCCCCCCACCCACCUGUCCUUCCCUCCUCAAGGCCAAUAGCACAAAGGGGGGGCAAUGGGGCAGUGGGGGUGGCUCCUAACCAUGGUCACCUGACAUGGUGUUUCUCCUAGGGAGAAUGGAGAACUACGAGAAAAUCCUCAGGAUUGGCCAGGGUGGAAGCGCUGAGGUUUUUCUGAUGAGGAACACGAGGACAACACAGCUGUUUGCCGUGAAGAAGGUCAAGAUGAACCCAAGUAAGAGGCUGCAGAGCAAGGAAGCGGUGUUGCAGGAAGUGGCCAUCCUGAGUACCCUGCAGCAUCCCCACGUGGUGGCAUGCCAUGACCAUUUCUUUGAUGUCGAGCAGCAGCACAUCUUCAUAGUCCAAGACUACUGUGAUGGUGGGGCCCUGGAUGAGUACAUCCGGCUGAAGAAAGAGGGCUACUUCCCAGAGGCCACCAUCAUGGAGUGGUUUGUGCAGCUGACCAUGGCGGUCCAGUACAUCCAUUCAUUGAAAAUCCUGCAUCGAGACAUCAAGGCCUCUAACGUGUUCCUCACAAGGAUGCAGCUACUGAAACUGGGGGACUUCGGCAUCUCCAAGGUGAUGGAUAGCACAAUAGACAUGGCAAGCACCUUUGUGGGCACACCUUAUUACCUGAGCCCUGAGCUCUGCACAGACGUUCCCUACAGUUCUAAAGCCGAUGUCUGGGCAUUGGGCUGUGUUCUUUUUGAGCUGUGUGCCCUGAAGCCUCCCUUUACUGGCUUCAGUUUGGGCAGCUUAUUUAAUAAGAUAGUGAAAGAGGAUUAUGCUCCUGUCCCGGAGUGUUACUCAGAACCUCUGCACUGCUUGGUCCGAGUUAUCCUACAAAAGAACCCAGAGGAGAGGCCCAGUGCUGGUGCCAUCCUCAACAUCCCGUAUGUUCAGGAGCACCUCAGACUCUUCCUUCUCCAACAAGAAAUCCAGCUCCUGAACAAACCGCAUCUGGAAGCAUCACAUGAUGGAGACAGUAGUGGGCUUGGCCCACAUGGACUUCACCAGACGGGGCCACUGGGCUAUGCAGGUGACACAGACUCAAUUGUAGUAUCUGGCCCAGUUCGUUCUCACCAGCAGAACAUUGAACACCAUGACCCAGAUGAUGUCUCUAGCACCCCAAGCUGUAGUUCCGAUUACUCAGAAGACUUUGAAAACACAAGCACUUCCUCAAUCAGCAGCAGUUCAGAUGAGGAGGCUAUCAAGACCACAGGAACACCCACUGAGACUGGCUCUGAGGAUGACUGGGAGUCAACCAAUUAUCCCGAGGACUUUGAGGACUCGGACGAAGGCCUGGAGGAAGCAGAGAAUGGCCUUCUGUGCAGCCUGCAGGAGGCCAAGGCCUCCUCCCCUCUGAAAAAGCCACAGCCAUACGGAGGUGAGGACACCAGCUGUGGAAGUGAGGAAAACAGCUUUCUGUGCAAAGGCUUCCAACCUGAAACUGAGCACCAAUGGGACUCUGCACACCUGGAAACUUGUUACCUGCUCCAAAGCCUGGACCUGGAAAACACCUAGAGGAAUGGAGCAUGGAGGAAUGCAAGUUGGGGCAUCCCGUGGGUAGUCUAUUGUGCUCUAGCAACAGGAGCUGGUUACAAAAGGUAACUGUUUUGCUGCUGUGGAAAGAGCUGUGCAACUCACCCUCAUUUCUCAGGAGCAAACUUCCCCUCUCAGAGGCUCUCAGGCACAGUGAUGGGAUCAUCUGACCACCACCACCCCAGACGCGCUGCUGCAAGGGCCAGUGACUCACACAGGACCCAACACAGCAUCUCCCUCCCAGUUUGCAUGACAGAAAUAUUGAAAGUCAACUCUGGAGUGUGUGGUUCUCACUCCCACACAAUACACCUCAUUUCUACAAUAUAUCCUUCACUCAAGGUGACUCUGAUCUGUCAACGGCCGCCAACAAUCACACUGCUUCAUUCCAACCAGUGGUUUCCAGCAAUCAACCCGAUUCCUUUGCCUAGCUCCCACAUCUUUGGCAUCUUAUAUGCCCCCAGAUCACUGCCUCUUUCCAGAAGAAACCCCAAAGUGAUACUCCCUCACAUGCUAUGUCUCCAAUCCUUUCAUCAAUAAAAUUUGGACACUUUUAA
This is a messenger RNA of Heteronotia binoei (common prickly gecko), 2278 nucleotides long. RefSeq names its product serine/threonine-protein kinase Nek5-like. Gene Ontology annotation, molecular function: protein kinase activity; ATP binding. The record is from RefSeq and is a predicted model, not a curated record. The transcript is spliced from 3 exons. The coding region runs from base 279 to 1706 and encodes 475 amino acids. Lineage: Eukaryota; Metazoa; Chordata; Lepidosauria; Squamata; Gekkonidae. Gene Ontology annotation, biological process: protein phosphorylation.